AUGGGUAGAAAAUUACAAGGCAGGAAGUCUGCUAAUAAAACCAAGGGUCUUAAGGGUGCCUUGUUGCGCCAUGAAGCCCAUGAAAAAUUAAAACAAAAUGAGUCGAAGACAUUAGCAGUCCAAAAGCAGAAGCAAGAAGAGAAACAAAGUUCCAUGAAAUCUGGUGGUUCUAAAAAGAAAGCACAGUCAAAGCAACAAAUUCAACACCAGCAAAAGGGUCUCAUUCCAUUUAAGCCUGAUGCCACUGUUUUGUUGGUAGGUGAAGGAGAUUUUUCAUUUGCUCGUUCCUUAGUGCAAGAGAAUUUGAUAUUACCUGAAAAUUUAGUGGCUACUAGUUUUGAUUCAAAGGAAGAGGUACUUUCAAAGUACCCAGGAGUGGAAGAGAUCAUGAGUUUUUUGGAAAGUGAAGGUGUGAAUGUUAUUCAUGAAGUUGAUGCCACUGAUUUGGUGACAAGUUUAAAGCUUAAACCAAAUUCCAAGACCAAGCAAAAGCCAAACCGUAUACUUCCUGCGGGCAAAAAGCUUAAUUAUAUCAUGUUCAACUUUCCACAUACAGGGAGAGGGAUGAAGGAUGUAGAUAGAAACAUCAGAGAUCAUCAGAAAUUGGUUCUCAAUUAUUUCAAAAGUUGCAAAGACUUAUUCAGUUUAGCUAAUAACUCUGCAAAAGAUGACUUUGCUGGAUACUCAACCGCCAUCACAUCUGAUGAAGCAAGAGAAGGGAAAAUAAUCUUGUCUUUAUUCGAGGGUGAACCUUAUGCAUCAUGGAAUAUAAAAAUUUUAGGAAGAAGUGAAGGCUUUCGAGUUGAAAGGUCUGGAAAGUUUGAUUGGUUAAGUUUUCCUGGCUAUCAUCAUAAAAGGACAAAUGGCAUAAGAGAUACAACAAAACCAGCCGCAGAAAGGGAGGCAAGAGUGUAUGUUUUUGAUAAGUUUGUUCCAAAGGAUCAGCAAAAGUCAAAACCUGAAAACAAUGAUUCUGAUUCUGAUUAG
Hyphopichia burtonii NRRL Y-1933 is the source of this 987-nucleotide messenger RNA. RefSeq names its product 25S rRNA (uracil2634-N3)-methyltransferase. Gene Ontology annotation, biological process: rRNA base methylation. The record is from RefSeq and is a predicted model, not a curated record. Gene Ontology annotation, cellular component: cytoplasm. The coding region runs from base 1 to 987 and encodes 328 amino acids. The transcript has a single exon. Lineage: Eukaryota; Fungi; Ascomycota; Pichiomycetes; Serinales; Debaryomycetaceae. Gene Ontology annotation, molecular function: rRNA (uridine-N3-)-methyltransferase activity.